Molecule: messenger RNA, 3760 nt
Organism: Physcomitrium patens
Lineage: Eukaryota; Viridiplantae; Streptophyta; Bryopsida; Funariales; Funariaceae
Biological process (GO): potassium ion transmembrane transport
Cellular component (GO): membrane
Molecular function (GO): potassium channel activity
Source: RefSeq, a predicted model, not a curated record
UGGAAGACUGCCACACCUGAACCAAGUUAAUAACCAGUAUUCCUGAUAUUACAGCAAGCAGCAGUCUGGAUGAGGCGGAGUUGGUGGAGCUCUAGAUUCUGGAAUCCACCGUAUACCACUCUUCCAUACACCAGACUCGCAACCAUGGCCACGCAAGAGUAUAGCUCCCAGACCAACGUGGAGAGGCAAGGCGGAGGAGGGGGUGUCGGGGGGAGCGUGAACGCCAGCGAGUGCAGCCUCCCCAAUAGUCUGCCAACGCAGACGCAACCCGGCGCGAGCAGGGCAUGGUAUGAGAGGACCCAGCAGAUGGGUGCAGCACUGGCGAGGCGAGCCGUGGAGAAAUGGAGCUGGAGCGGCGCGAGGAGGGAGCGCAGCAUCGACGCCAGCGCGCACGCGCUACGCACAUACCAUGACUUGUUUCUGUUUGGCGAGACGCCCUUGUGCCUGGGCAUCCGCGCCUCCAUGCGCGGCGGCAAGCUGGGCCGCGCUUGGUCCCUCGUGGAGUUUUUUCUUGCUGCACUAUCUGGAACAUUGCAUGUUUAUUCUACGUACCAUUUGAGGGAUGUUGCUGGCCGUGAUUGGGUAUCACAAAUCCAAAAUGUUGCGAGUGUUAUCUUUGUUUUGGAUUAUUUGUUGCGGAUAUAUUGUGAGCCGGUGCAAGUGUUAUAUGUUUUUUCGUACUGGGGUUUGAUUGACUUACUCAGUACAUUUCCUAUCAUUUUCCUUUUCAAAUCAGAUGCAGCACAUGGGAACCUGUUACAUCUUUUGCAAUUUCUACGUGUAAUUAGGAUAAUACCUGUAUUUGCAAACAUGGGCAUAGCUGGAAGUACUUUAUAUCAGAAGAUUCUCCUUGUUGCAAUGACAACAUUAGGCUCUAUAUUUUUGAGUGCGGGGAUUAUGCAAUGGAUUGAAUCUGAAUUGAUUUCUGCUGAAUCCAAAGCCAAAUGUAGUUCCAAUGGAUGCCUCAACUUCCUUGAUGCCUUCUACUACAUCAUUGUCACAGUGGCUACUGUGGGGUAUGGGGACAUGACUCCCAAAACCAACUUGGGGAAGCUAUUUGCAAUGCUUAUCAUAAUUGCUGCCCUUAUUUACAUCCCUUUACAAGUAUCCCGCAUCAAUAGCCUUGCAUCCCUUCGGCCGUACGGAGGUUCAAUUUCUUUUCGGAAUAUAUUUGAUUCAAGAUACAUUAUUCUUACUGGAAGUAUCUCUUUUCAGGCAGUUCAAGAAUGUCUUGCUGAAUUCUAUAGUUCAUCUCACAACGAAGAUAACUUUGCUUAUCCAUUGCACGUGACCAUCUUGGCACCAUUUCAACCUUCGUAUGAGCUGAAAAACCUUCUAGCACUUUACAAUGGGCUUGUGGAGUUCAUUGAAGGCUCACCAGUGUAUCAAUCAGAUUUAGAUCGUGUGUGCGCCUUUAAAGCCACUGCCAUUCUCAUCCUUGCCAACAAAGCUACUCAUAAUACAAAAGCAGAGGAUGCCAUCCAAGUGGUAAGGGCAUUGGCCGUGCAUCGUGUGUGUGGGCACACUGUGCGGAUCAUCGUGGAGGUGUUGGAUCCCAUCACCCAAACCAGUGCCGUUUGGGAUGAGACCCAAAGUGGUCGCAUUGAAAUCAUUUGCCCUGCUAAAUUACACUACCAAAUGCUUUCUCGUAGUUGCAUUGUUAGAGGAUUGUACACAUUUAUUGGGAACCUGUUCACAUCAAAGAUCAGACUCAGAAAUGACUCUGAGUUUGCAUUCUUAAGUGAAUUCUUUCAUAGUUAUGAAAAUGAAGUGUAUCCACUUAUACUACCAACUUCUUAUCAUGGCAUGACUUUUGAAGAGGCUGCAGUUCACAUAUUCAUGACCUUUGAUACUAUAUUGUUUGCUUUGGAUGUUCCUCUUCAGCAGAAACAAAAAAAUCACAUUGUGAACAAGGUUUUGUUAUAUCCCAAAGGACACAUCAUCAAACCAGAAGAUGUUGGGCUUGUGAUAUCACGAGACAACAAAACAGUCUUUGGUAUUUCAAACCAAAGAAACCAAAUACACACCAGCGCUAAUUAUUUUAAAGAGCCUGUAAUAACAACACCCAAAUUGCACAACAAACCAUCAAAUGUAAUAGAAAUUAAGGCGCCUGCAGAAAGAGUGAUUGAUAGGUGGAGGCACCCUGGCUUCAUUGGCAACCCUAGUUACUUUGAAGACCUUCAAAUGUUUCCAAUAGAUCCUGAUGGUGCAUACAACCUUGAGACACAACUGCGGUCCGUGAUCCAUGAAUCCCAUUUAGAGAGCAACCUCAAUGGUGAGCCCAAUGCCACAAUGGAUGCGAGUAGGAGAAAUAUGAACGUUAUGCCAAUGGAUGUUUUUUCAUCCAAACCCAGCAAGCGUUGUAGCAAAAUCCAACCCGAUGUGGAGCUGAGGAGUAACGACAAUGAAAUGGCUUCCACGUCUACAACUCAAGGAGGAAAAAAAUCCUCGCAUUUUGUGUCUUUAGAGAAGGCAACUGAGAAGUUGUUGACAUGGCCGCCUAUUUUUAAUUAUGGUCAACCUCACCCUGUUGUUCUCGAGCGACGAGCAAAAGAGAUUUUGGAGGAUAUGAAACAAAAAACCCUCGCAAUUGCGGAGUUGGCACGGCCUCACAUUUUGCUAUGUUGCCAAGGGGUGUGGCCCUCUCACCUUUUCUAUUUCAUCAAAGGGUUGCGUCAACCAAAAAGCCACCAACCACCUAUUGUUAUUUUGUUUCCAUUGGAUCCAAGUGCUGAGCAAUGGGGGCUAGUAGGCAUUUUCAAAGACGUUUAUUUAGUGAAAGGUUCUCCCACCUUUGAGCUUGAUCUCAUGAGAGGAGGAAUUCUACAAGCUGAAAAAGUAGUAAUAUUUGCACAUUUAGAAGCUCCAGUUGGUAGUUUAACAGCUCACCAAGUGCAAGACACAAGAUACCAAUUUCAAGUAAAAUCUACUUUUGUAAGUGAUGUGGAUAAUAUUUUGAUUGCAGCUAAUGUAGAUCGAUUAGUUGGGGACAAAUCAUCAUCUGUUUUGAUUGUUGAAAUGCAACAUACAAUUGGAUUUGAUUACUUACAACCCCAAUUUGGGGUUUUGCGUAGCCAUGCAAACCUCUUUUUUGCUCACAAGGAUUAUCUACAAAACCGCGAUGCUUUAUUGCACUUAGGGCCACCUUUUAUGGAAGGAAGGGCCAUAUCACCCAUCCUUCUUGGGUUUUUGAUGCGAUCCAUGUUCUACAACCGCAACACAGUAUCAAUUGUUGAACAAAUAGUGGAUGGAGGAUAUGUUGAGAAAGAUGGCUUUCUUUUGGAUGAGAAGAAUGCUCGCACAUUUGAACAAAUUGUUGUACCUAAUGGCUUUGCAAACCGACCUUACGUGGAUUUGUUCAUGGAACUAUUACACAAUAAAGGGAUGUUAGCGAUGGGGUUAUAUCGUGUGAAAGGAACUUUGGGUUGCCCUACAUCAUAUGUUCUCACAAACCCACUCAAGGAUUGUAUUGUGCAUUCUAUGGACAUGGUCUAUGUUUUGAUGUGAUUAAAUAUUCAAUGUUCAUUACAUGUUUUUCUUGUUUUUUUUUUAAUAAUUAUAAAUAAACAUAAUAGUUUUAAUCUAAAAAAUGCAAGUUUUCUUUAAUUGAUGUUUUGUGUUAUAAAAAAACAAUUACACUAGUGACAUGAGUUUGUCCUAUGAAGAAAACAUAUUUGUAUGCAUCUUUAAUAUUAGUUUUUUCUUUUCAAGAUGAAAUGGUUUUUCAAAGAUGUAAUCAGACAGAAUUAUGAUGAGAUUA